AUGGAUCAUAUACCGUCGUUGCCCAAGUCCAUCAAGGGAAACACCGAACUGCUCAUUUGGGUCGACCUUUUCUCGGGAUAUGUGAUUGCAAAGGCUAGCUCCUAUCGGACGGCACAAACAAUAGCGGAGAAUUACGAAGAAUGUGUGUUUCGACGCUUCGGAGCUAGCGAGGCUAUCAGGCACGAUCGAGAACCGGGAUUUAUGUUCGACUUCUUUCGAGCCUUCAGUCGGAUCGUAGGACAAAAACAGCGUGCUACUAUGGCUUACAGGCCACAAGCAAAUGGAACAGCCGAACGAAUGGUGCAAACCCUGACACAUUCGCUCAAGAUGUACGUGGCUGAAGUUGACCAGCGAGACUGGGAUGAGUAUGCUGAGCGGCUUGUUGAAAAGACAGCGGCUGUGAAGAAGACACCUCGUCAAGCUGCGUCAAGUGUUGAAGCAAGUGGAAGACCAAGCUUCGCUAUACCGGUGGGUACCGGUAUGUACCAGUAA
This is a messenger RNA of Peronospora matthiolae, 492 nucleotides long. NCBI's taxonomy places the organism in Eukaryota, Oomycota, Peronosporomycetes, Peronosporales, Peronosporaceae. The record is from the annotation of a GenBank genome assembly.